GCGAGUAUUCUUUGUCGAGCAACAUUUUUGUUUCCCAUGACCACGGCUUGGAAGAGAUAUAACUUAAGUAAAGUAUUCGGGUUCGUCCUUGUCUGUUCGUUCCUGUUGGUGUAGAUAUAACAGAAGAUGAAGAAGUGGGACAUCAGUCUGGACGGUUCAGGGAGCAACAGCGCGAGUACGGAUCUGGAGGAAGCACAGCGCUGGGUAGCUGACGUUGGGACGUCGGCGAGCCCGUCCUGCGAGGAUGGCGAGGAUAAUUCACUCUCGGCGCCCUCUCGCGACGCCACUCUCGCGAGUUCACUCUCUGCGAGUCUCGCGGCGCCACUCUCGCUGCCACCGGUGGUUGGCACAACUACAACUACCUCGGGCCCGCGGAUCUCAACCGGGCCGGCGCCCGCCAUUGGCGUGGACGAUUUGCCCGGCGGCAACCCGCUGCGAAAAAGCACCUCCUUCUCAACGGAUUGCACUCUGGAGCACUCCGUUCCCGCGAUGAUAUCCCGCCGCGACAGCGUGCAGUCCCUCUGCGAAAAGUCGCGGUCAGUCGUGCCCGAUCUUCACAAGCGCGCAGGAGGAGCUACGCAGCACGUGGUGGUAAACGUGCCGGGCGCGGUUGGAGGUGGUGGUGCCAGUAAUCUACUUCCGAAUGCAGCUUCUACCACCACCGCCGUCGGGGGCGGCGGCGCCGACCCGUCACCGACGGAUACCCUGGGUAAUUCCAACAAAACCCCGUUUCUGGACCUGGUGCCCGGGCUGGUGAUGCACGACUUUUACCACACGCCCGGGGAGGAGGAGGACGCGGACUGGGAGCGGUUUCUAGAGAACCUGCAGGAGUGUGUAUAUGCCUACGAUGCCCUGUAUGCAUUGUGCAAAUUAUAUGUCUGGGUCUGGAAGGAUGGAGCUUGUCAUGCAAACUCUCGAAAACACCAGGAUCAAUCUUUGUUGUAUGACUUGCAAAAGAUACCCACUUAUUUGUGCCAAGCGAAAGGCGUAUUUUUCAUGAGUGAGAGGCAUAGAGAUUAGAGAAGGUCCACCCACAAAAUGAAUCUGUGAUGCUUCUGUGUGUAUUCCAGACCAGGUGCGUGGUCCGCGAGAUGCAUGAUCGAAAUGUUGCGAUUAUCUUCCAGACCCAGACAACAUGCUUUGCAUUUGAUACCCUGGCGACCCACGAUCGGCUGCCCCACUUCGAAUCCGAGGGGUUGGACCCGGUGCCGCUGUGGGAGCUGAUCCACCGGCUGGAGAAGGACCCGGUGAAUGAUCCCCAGAUCCCGCAGAUCACCCCGCAGCUGCUGCACUUCGCCUGGGAAGGUUUGAAGAAGGACCAAAAAACCAUCCAGAACGCGUUCCAUGGCCGUUUCAAGCACAUCCGCGGGGACGCGCCGCUGCCCAAGCUGGGUUACGUGAAGGCGCGGAUCGGGCGGGGGGAGCGGGUCACCAACUCGCUGUUCGUGCCGCGGAAGCACCAGGUGUCGACUUCGCAGUUCACGGAAACGCUGAAAACGAAAUGGAACCUGCAGAAGCCGAGCAUGUACAUUAAGCUGGACUUCGGCACUAUGGAAGUGUCAGAAUCGAAAUUGUCAAAAUCGAAAAACUUGUGAUGCACAAAAUCGAUGCCAGUUAGACCCACAGUCUGUAGUCGGCGCAUGACAAAUUCUCCUCGGCCUGGAAGCGAAUCUGUCAUGCGGUUUAGGGCAAAAGAGCUGCCUUCUGUCAUGCUAGUCAGCAGCCCAAAACUUAACCCGUACCAGGACUACAAUCCGCCUUCCUUGCAUACUCUGCAAUAGAGUCGCUUUCUGCAUAGCAUUUUAUGCAUUACAGAUUAUUUCGAUUUUGUCGAUUUCGAUCCUGACACUCCCAUAGGCACCAAGCACCCGUGUGCGCUGUCCACGUCGGAGCUGCUGCAGGAGCCGGCUUUCAAAUCGAUCGUGGAGCAGGCUUCCUUUCAACUGAACAAGAAGGGCGGGGUGAUGCGGAAGCGGGGCGGCCCGCAGGACUACAUGGCGCUGGAGCGGACAGUAUGCAUUGCAAAUAUGUAUGGGUCUGGAAACUUGUGAUGCUAAUUUGCGAAUGGUGGGCGCACUGCAAUGUGCAGCCCAGCAUGACAAGUUUUUUGUGCGGUUGUGUGUUUCGUUUUUCGCAUGACAAGCUGCGCUUUUGCAUGACAGGCGAGAGGCCCUUUUGCUGCUCAUGCAUCACUGAUUUGAGAGUCAUGCCAGACAAACAUGACAAACUUGCAUUUUCUUCCAGACCCAGACAUGUUUUACAUUUGAUACACCGCGAGCUGCGAGGCGCUGGAGGAGGAGAAGGAGCACGCAUUACAGGUGGCGCAAGAGGUGGACGAGGUGCUGUUCAGCCGGUUGGUGAACGUGCUCACGGCGGUGCUGCAGGCGGCCUACAUGAGCAACAUCUGGGUGGUGGUGGACCGGACCGACUCCACCAAGUCCAGCCCCACGUCCGAGCUGCUGCUCGAGCUGGCGCUGCAGAAGUGCGACAAGCUGCCCGUGGUGCUCUGCCUGGAUUCGCUGCAGCGCUACCAGCAGUUCCGGCCCAGCUUCCGCGUGAACGAGCAGCUGUUACACCUGUUCAAGCUCUCUUCGCAGGCCAAGCCCUUCGACGAGCCCACGGAGUGCCACGGCGUGCACACCUUGUACUCCCCCAGCGACUUCCACGAAUGGAAGUCCUACCAUUUCCGCGUGCCGCACGAGGAGUUAUCAAAUGCCAAUAUGUAGCUAGUUGUCUGGGCCUGGAGCUGGAAAAAAUGAUUUGCGGGACGAUUUGAUGCCGUGCAUGCUUGUCCUCUGGCAUGACGAUGACUCUGAGCUCUGUAUUCAAAAUUUUCCACCAGACCCAGAUCAUAUGUUUGCCAUGCAUAAGAGUACGCGCCCUCCCACUUCGGGACGAAGGAGGAAUACGAGACCUGGCUCGCCGAGGGGGACCGGCGGCUGCCGCGGAAGCCGGAGGACGCCAUGGUGCAGACAGACGAGCACCACGUGAUGAUGCGCACGCACGUAUCGUAUUUAAAAACGUCCCCACCCCAGAGUUGUCAUGCAAGUCUGCAUGCUGAAAAUGUUUGUCAUGCGGAGUCCCAUGAAACGCAUUUUCCAGUCGUGUUUUGGAAUUUGUCAUGCUCCAAUCAGCAGGAUAUACUAGAUCUGUGAUGCUGCUCAGAUAGCUCAAACAGCACUACACUACGAGUCAAAAUUUGUCAUGCAAAACAGCCAAAGCUUGUGGAUUUGUCUAGCCGAGUCACCAUCUUGGCUAUGGGGUGGGGACGUUUUUGCACAGGAUAGCACGACGGCCGGCGGCUGGUCACCCCGCAGAACAAGUGGCUCUACCACUACCGCCAGUACCUCUACGGGUCCGCCACGCACUACUGCCUCUUCGAGAGCGCGACGGACUCCUCGUUACCCCUGGAAAAAUUUGGCGGGGAGGGCCGCAUCUUUGCGCACGGCGGGAACCUCAGCUUCGACCGCAUGGUGGACUGGAUCUCCCGGGGGAAGCCCACGGUGAUUUUGCUGAACACGGGCGGCGUCGCGCAGAGCUUCGGGUCCCUGCACUACUGGUGCGUCACGAAGAAGGCGCACCUGGAAAACAUCCAGCCCAACGAGUGCGCGCGGCGGCAGCUGAUCCUGGAGAAGGUGUCGCUGGUGUCGCGCGAGCCGUGGGCGCGGAAGUUCGGGCUGCCGCAGAUCAUGAUGAUGCAGGAGCUGGAAAAGCGAGCGCCGGACGUGAUGCGCAAAUCAGUGAUCGUCGUGGACGGGUUGCUACCCUGUGCAAAAGAGUAUCGCACUCGUACUUUCACUAAUUGCAAUCAGGCAUUACAAGCCUCGAAAUUAUAGCUAAAUCCGCAUUACAAAUUUCCAUUUCUCAUGCUGAGGAAAUUUGUCAUGCGAUUUCUACUAGUGUGUGCGCGAUGCUUUUGCAAUUCAUAGUUGCGGGAGGGUCCCGAAGCGGUGGUGGAGAAGCUGACGGGGUGCUUCGCGCAGAGCAGUCUGGGGCUGCCGGAGCUGGGGCUGGGCACCGCGGAGGAGGACGUGGUGAUCGAGGCCUGGAAGAUGCACAUGACCCUGAUCAAAAACGCCAAGGUGUUUCGCAAGUGGGCGGAUCUGCUCUACCUGCUGCAGCUCAUGUAUGGAUGUGUCAGGUUUGAAAUCGUCAGAGUUGAAAUAGUUGGCCAUGCAUAAAAUGGAUGCCAGUUGGAGCCCAGUUUUCAAGUGGCGCAUGACAAGUUUUGGUGGUGCCGAAAUCCAGUCUGUAAUGCUGUUUGGGUAAGGAAGACGCGUUUUGUCAUGCUACUUUAGCAGCUCUAUUUCUACCCCUCAACAGGCUUUUAAUCUGCCUCCCUUGCAUACUCUGCAAGACAGGCACUUUGUGGGUUUCGUUUUAUGCAUCACAAAUUAUUUCAACUUUGACGAUUUCAAUCCUGACGCUUCCAUAUCAUGCUGGGCUGGUUCGGGGCGUUCUUCUCCGUGUACUUCAGCGUGCACGUCGCGCGCGAGUGCGUAUGAGAGUGCACAACUCCCCCUCCCCCUCAUUUGUCAUGCCAAACCGCAAAUCCAUUUGCUGCCCUGUGGCGCCAUUUGCAUGACAAAUUUCAGAAGCCCAAUCAGUACUUCUACCUUGGGCCCGUGAACUUGUCAUACACAGGCUCCAGGAGUGCUGGCAUUUGUAUUGCUGUUUAUGCCAUACAAUUGAGGGGGAGGGGGAGUUGUGCACUCUCACAGUGCGCGGGUGACCAGCACAAGUGCGGGGACAGCGAUUUUCUCUACCUCGCCCUCACCAACUUCCUGCUCAUCAUCCCCAUCGUCGCGGGCGCCCUCGGGGCCUACGUGUCGCACCGCCGCUACCUCCAGAAGUGGGGGGCGACCUACACCGCGGCCGGGCAGAUUGUGUCGGAGAUCUACAUAUCGAUCGCAAAUAUGUCUAAGUCUGGGAGAUAACUGCGAGAUUUGUCAUGCUAAUCUGGCAUGACAGAGAGAGACUCUGAACUCUGUCGCGCUCGGCUUGCUGGCCGGGCUGUACCGAUCAGGUGUGGUGGGUAGCUCCCGACUGGUUGGUACUUUUCUUGGGGCGACUUGCCGUGGUAGCGCUCGGCUUUUGUAUGAUGAGGUCGCCGAAAGUGCUUCCUCGCCCACCCCCCGGGGAGGGGAUCCUUGACCUGUGGCGCUGGGAGCGGGUGUCCACUACAUGAUGAUGAUGAACUCUGUAUUGCGUGGCCGCAAAAAGCUCCUCUUCCCUGUCAUGUAAAAACGCAGUUUCUCAUGCGGAAAACGUAACUCAGAACCAUGAAAAGAACUUGUCAUGCUUGGCAGCGCAUUGCAGUGGGCUCACGAUUCGCUUCUUUGCAUCACAAGUUUCCAGACCCAGACAUAUUUGCAUUUGAUACUACAAGUUUCGGUGCCACGUCAACGAAUACAACCCCUUUUCCGACGAGGCCAAAACCGGCGAGAGCGCGGGCGUGGAUCCUGACCACGUCUCGGCGGAGCUGGUGGACUCCGCCACGGAGGGGCUGAAGGGCGACCAUCUGAAGGCGGACGACGGGUCAAGGGCGCCGCGCAAGGUGUUCGUCAUCAACGUGCAGUCGAUCUACGCAGCCGUGCUGGAAAGCCUGUCGGACGACGCCAUGAAGGAGAGUUGGACGGGCAAGAGCUGCGUGGCGGACAUCGGCAACCAGGAGUUCAAGGCGACGCUGCGCGAGCACGUCCCCCGCACGGUGCUGCGCAGCGGGUUCUACUACGCGAAAAACGGCAACCGGGAGGACAUCCAGUUCAAGAUGCCCAAGCACCUGGCCAAACAGCUCCGGAAGCUGGAGGGGCUCGCGCACAUCCCCGGCAUGGGCAACGCGCUUUCGCACGUCACCCGAACCUAUCCACAGAAAAAAACCCAUCCACAUCCAUUUUUUGCAUGACAAACACAGAAUUUUAUGUGUGUUUUGCAUGACAUCAAAUUGGAGGAUGUGGAUGGGUGUUUUUUCCUGGAUAGGACCAUCCAGCGGACCUCCAAGGGGCCCAGUGAGCCGGAAACGGGGGACAUGGAGAUCCACCAUAUCCAAGGAAAAAACUUUGUUUGUGUAGGUCUUUUUGGAAAACAGCAUCACAAGUUUGUCUGCCAUGACAGGAAAAACUUGUCAUGCGCACAUAGGGUGGGAAAACACGUAGGAAACGAGCCUAUCAUGCAUGUGGAGCAUGACAAGGGUAGCUGUUUUGCAUUUUUUGCAUCACAGAGACCGACUUACACUUACACAGUUUCUUUCUUGCAUACACCACUGCGAAAACGACAAUUUCAUCGAGGAAGAUGACUUCGUUUCGCCCAUGACCAUUGAAACGUAUAUAAAAUUCUUGCAGGAGUCAAUGAUGUGUCUCGAGGUUCGUCAUGCGGCUACAGCUACCCUUUCUCCUCAUUGGUAAGUUACAGCUUGGGAUGUCAGUGUCUUGCUAUGAUGAACUCUGUCUUGCUAAGUAUUCAUUCAUCAACUUUCCAUCCACAACAAGGUACGUCGAGUACCGUCUCCGCGUUUUGCUGACCUUGUUCCAGAAGCAGGCCCCGCCGUUGUCGCAGCGGCUUUCCACGCUGGAAACCCUCGGAAUCCUUGUCACCGCUUCGGGCACGUUUCUGGCGGCGAUUCUGCAGCAGCACUGGGUGGUGUUUACCGUGACGCUGGCCACCAGCAUCUCCAACAUUUCGCACUACAUGUGUCUGUCGCCGCGGUUGUUAUGGAUUGUAAAAAUGUCUGGGUCUGGAAGAAUGGAAGGUCUGUCAUGCUCUGCCAGCAUGACCCCAAAGUCUGUCAUGCACGUUACCCAAGAGCCCCGUUUUUUUGUCAUGCAGAAACGCAGUUUGUCAUGCAGAAUAGGCAACACCUCGAAGCUCAGAAACUUGUCAUGCUGAGCCAGCACUUGUGGCCGCCUCAUGAUACGCCAACCAGCAUCACAAAUUUCCAGACCCAGACAUUUUUGCAGUUGAUAGUUGUCGAGCUUAAACCAGGCGAUCCGGGAUUUGCGGUCGGUGAUGAUCUAUCCUGUGCAAAAGUAUCGUACUCGUAUUGCAGUCAUGCAUUACAAAUUUUUUUCGUAAGGGAGAGCCGCAGUACAAAUUUGAUUUCUCAUGCUGAGGAAAUUUGUAAUGCAUUUAUACGAGUAUACUUUCUUGGCACUGCAUAUGAUCCUGAUGGACUCGCUCUCUGUCGUAGAGAAACGAACGGUGGAAAAACGCACCUACGCGGUCAGUACCGUGGAAAACGCGGUGCGGCUUUUUUUUGUGUUGCAGCACUACCUAUUUGUGCUUUCAUGAUCUGCCGCAAUUGUCGUUUGGACGGUCAUGCGACGAGAUGUAAAUGUGCAAGUGCAUCUGGACGAGGAGAAUGACAAUGAGUUGGUCACUUGUUUGUGACACACUCUCGAAAGUUAAUGUACAUAGAUAGUUCAAGUUGAAAAGCCAAAAGAAACAUGGAAUUACGUAUACAGGUCCUCGGUACGAUCACCGCCUGGACUGGCAACGCCGGCCGCGCACCUGGAGACACGCACGAGGACGCAUCCAGUAAAGGAACUGCGCCGGAAGGCUCGUAGAAAUAAACGCGUUGUAGUUUUCGCCUUUAACCGAUGUUUCCAGGUGGUAUCUCAAUAAGUACCCCUGAUAACGAUACUCAUCCAUGAACCCGGAUAAAGCUUGCCAAUUACGUAUUGUAUGAUUACAGUAGAUUACGAUUCCAAAAAAAGUCUCGUUUCGAAACAAUAAAUGCAACGAAACAAAAUUGUAACCUCGCGAAUGUGUUUUCGAUAUUAUUUCUCGAACCCAAGCAGCAUAAAAGCGAGCACAACUGCUAUGAUAGAUAAUGCGUCGCGGCUCAUUGCUGUAGCCGCCUUCUCCAAUGAGACUGAACUGAAGACGUUUCUUAUCUCUCCCCAAAUGAAAGCCGAAAGGAGCUCGCGAAU
Amoebophrya sp. A120 is the source of this 7928-nucleotide messenger RNA. The record is from the annotation of a GenBank genome assembly. NCBI's taxonomy places the organism in Eukaryota, Dinophyceae, Syndiniales, Amoebophryaceae.